AUGAAGGUUCCUGUCGUUUCCAUAGCGUUUGCUGCCCUCGCCCUUUGCGGCAGAGGAUAUGCUGGACCUUGCAUUCCCCAGUCUUCGGGGCCCACCACUGAUGCUACGGCUUCAACCUCUACCGCCAUCUCAUCUGCCACAGACUCUUCCUUUGUCGAGUCUUCCACGUCUACCGACACGUCCUCUUCAACCGAGAUUCUUACCACGUUCAUCACGCUCUCCACCGAGUCAACCACUUCUGUCGCCUCCACAACAACCACCACGUCCGAGAAACCCGAGCCUACAAACGUCAUCGUCAACACAUCAUUCGACGAGCCAGACAGCGAAGGUCAAUAUACCGGCGCACCCUGGGUUCUGUCAGACAGCCACAGCAUCAAGAGUGGAAGCAUCAACUCCAACCCUGCCUUCUCCCGUUCAGGAUCCCGUUCAGCAUUCUUCACCAUAGUCGUUUAUUCCCAACGAGGCCGUGCUGCACAAACCCUCGACCUGGUCCCAGGCAAGACAUACGACCUCUCCUACUGGUGGCUCCUCAACAAGGGCCAGCCCGCUGCCAACUGGGGAUGUUACACCACUGUUAUCGUGUCCAACAGCGCUGGCCAGAGAGUUGUUUACAAGGACAACAGAAUCGUUGCCCCUCUGCCCCUCAACACUUGGACGGAGCAUCAUGUCUCCUUCGAUUCUACGGGACCCAGCUCUAAACUUGAGAUUCUCGCCUUUUGCAAUGCUAGAACGGGCCCUGACGGGGUUAACAUUGCUCUUGACGAUAUCACGCUGAAGGAACGAGCAUGA
This is a messenger RNA of Fusarium vanettenii 77-13-4, 789 nucleotides long. RefSeq lists its product as uncharacterized. The record is from RefSeq and is a predicted model, not a curated record. Bases 1 to 789 code for a protein of 262 amino acids. The transcript is spliced from 2 exons. Lineage: Eukaryota; Fungi; Ascomycota; Sordariomycetes; Hypocreales; Nectriaceae.